Aspergillus welwitschiae is the source of this 299-nucleotide messenger RNA. RefSeq lists its product as uncharacterized. The record is from RefSeq and is a predicted model, not a curated record. Lineage: Eukaryota; Fungi; Ascomycota; Eurotiomycetes; Eurotiales; Aspergillaceae. The transcript has 2 exons. Bases 53 to 289 code for a protein of 78 amino acids.
CACCAGCGGGACAUGGCCAACUUCUGUAUGCUGAUCUUGCCCUCAAUCACGCAUGUCAGGAAAGGAAAUGAGGAGUCGAAGGAUCCGGUGCUGCAUAGGGUUUUGGGCAGCAACCGCAGGACUCGGCAGGGAACUUGCGUCCGCUGGGCAUAAGGACGAGACCAUUACCUACUAUUCACGGCUGGGCACCGUGUCAAUGGUCCCAUGCUCUCCACCCACAUCGACUGGGCCUUGGUUGGGAUCCAAUUGUGGACAGGGACGAAGAAGAGAACAAGACCAAGGACGAUGAUGAAGCGGAG